GUGCAGUAGAGAAUAGAGAGAGAGGAGGUAUAGCCCCAGCCGGGAGGGCUACGAGCUAGACGAGUCAGCCAAGCUUUAGAAGGGGUUCAGUGGGAAAAUGGCGGUCCUGGCGGACGGAGUUCAGUAUGGCCUCUCUGCGCACGGCCUUUCCAGCGAGAACAAAUCGCUGGUUUUCGUGAAGCUAACCGAUUCGUCGUUCAAAGCCAUUGAGGAAUAUCUAAGGAUUAAGCUGAAGACGGCACAACAUCCCACUGUACAAUUUCUCGGCAAUGAAGGGCGGCUGUGGUUUCCGAGCGCGGAGGAGGGUCGCGGCUCGGCGUUCAGUUUCAACCUGUCGUCGUCGUCCGUUGCGGGCGGUCCCCAAGGCAGUUUCGAGUGCGUCCAACAAUGCGGCUCCCGGUCGCUGGAAUCGCUCGGCGUCAUGGGUCUCAAGAUGAACAUCAAAGCCAAAGAUGACGUCUAUGAAGCCACUCGGCAACGAAUGGCUGUCGCCGAAGAAGAGAGCAAGAAAAAUUGCACUCGUGUGAUAAAACUCGCCUGUGGCCCUGAUAUUGGUCGCGUAGUCAAAAUCAGGAAGCAAGCCGCUGCCGUCUUUCCGCCGCGGAGAGAUCGCGGUGAUACGUCACCGCCCACCUCCGCAGCACAGCCGACGUCACAGCAUCAUCACCACCGGGGUGGAUCGUCUUCAUUGUCGUCAUCGUCGACGACUUCUUUAACUUCGUCCUCGUCCUUAUCUUCCCUUUACCCGUCGUCCACUCAUCACAACAGUAGCCAUGUACAGCAGUCGCAACAAAACGGAAGCAAUGCCGGUGGUGGAGGUGGCUUAAUUGGACGGAGUAGUACGUCAUCACCGUCGCUGGGCGGCCAAAGGACAACCAGCAAUGCCAUUAGUCCCCUGCCGAGAUCCGCCGCCUCGCCAUCCUACCCCACUGCCUCCUCCAUUUCGUCCAACCCGUCAAUGACAUUGUCAUCUUCCACGUUGAAAGACGGAUACUCCAAUGGUGGUUCGGGUUCUAUGGCGGAAGCCAAUCCGGAAUUGAUGAGGCGGCCGCUUCGAGAGAGAAUCAUUCACCUUUUAGCCAUUCGAUCUUACAAGAAACCGGAGCUCGUUAAUCGAUUACACAGAGAGGGUCUCAAGGAAAAGGACAAAAAGCUGAUUAUGAACGUCUUGUCUGCCAUCGGCUUGAUGAAGGAUCAAGCCUACCACCUGGCGCGUCAUAUCUGGAACGACGUACACGACGACUGGCCUUUUUACACGGACCAGGAGAGGCAGAUCCUCAAAAGACGGAAACCGCAAAACUUGACGCCACCAGUGAGUGAUUCGAGUAGCGGAAGUGGUCAUUCACCGCCAUCCAGCAGCUUGCAUUCGAAUGGGUCUCCGGUUGGAUCGUCGUCAUCAACGUCGGCUAUUCACAAAACAAGUGCCAGUCCAAGUCCAAGUGGUGGUGGUGGUGGUGGAGGUAGUGGUGGUGGAGGUAGCGGUGUCGUUGAAAAACGAGAGAGAGGUGAAAAACGGCCAAGUCAGCAAGUGUUGGCCGGACUCGAUCCGCUAGACGCGGCCGCCGUCGAAGCGGCCGCCAAUGCAGCCAAGAAGCAGAGGAUCUCGCUGUACAAGAAACCCGAUUCGAGUCAAUCGACGCAUCAUCACUCGUCCGUGCCCGAUUCACGGAACGCUCAACAACAGAUGGCACCCGCUAGGUCUAGUUCGUCUCUUAAAGUGCGUCCGUCUCCGCCCAGCCAUCACCAACAGCAGCAGCAACAACAACAACACUAUCAUAAUAACAACAAGGACAACCAUCACCACCAGCAGCAGCAGCAGCAGCAGCCACCGCAGCUGCCGCCAGCUCAGCAACAACAUUACAACAACAACAACCACCAGCAUCAGCACAACCACCAUCGAUCGGAGAAUCAAAACCAUUAUCGACCUGGAAGCCUUAAGUUGUCGACUUCGUCGUCGACUCAACCGACGACGGUCGUGUCGACGCGGGUCACGUCGUCCACCGAUGGGCCCGACACGCCCAACUCGAGUCCGGACAGCAUGUCGGCCGAGCACAUGACGGACACGACGGACGUUGUGGCUCUUUCGGCUUCGACGACGGAACCGGAACCCGAGCCUUACACGCUCCAGUACCGCACGAUUGUGUCUGGCGAGCAGCGCAGCCGUUACAAGGAGGAUUUCAAUUCGCAGUACAACGAGUACCGCAACCUGCACAAGGCCAUCGAUAAAGUCUCGAAACGUUUCUCUCACCUGGAGGAGGAGCUCAGACAACAGCACGAAGGCACGACAGCUUGGCAGCGCAUCAAAAGUCAAAUCGUCCGUGAGUACAGGGAGAAUUUGCGGGACGCCAAGUAUCGGGAGGCGAAGCGACGGUUCCAGCACCUGCACGAAAAGUUGGCCCACAUUAAGCGGCUCGUGUUGGAGUGGGACACGACCCAGACCUGCCGUUCUUGACCCCCCUAGUUUUGUGUCGAUCGUCCUCUUUAUCUCUAUUUUGAUGGUGGCGAUUUAGUCAAUCCCGCUCCUCUACCGCCCUCUCCACUCCCCUUUCCUCUGAUUAUGAUUCCAAACGAAAAUUCUCUCUCUUUUUUAUUUGAUUUUUUCAUCCUCCUCCUCCUCCUCCCCCUCCACCCUACUCUCUUUUUAUUUUUUUCCUCGCCCAAAUUCUUUUUAAAAAAGAAUUGUUUCCUCCCCCGCUCUCGCUCUUACACAAUCUCUCUCAAAAGGCCGUGGCUCAACAGAUUGUCGGUAAAGAAAGAAGUUUGUUCAUAUUUAAGUAAAGACAAGAAACGUGCACACACACACACAUACACGUACACACAUAAUAGGAAAAACAACAAAACCAUUAAAAAAAAAAUAAUAAUUUAGCUAAAAAAUUUUUUUGUUUGCUCACUUGUAAAUCAUCCCGUGUGUGUGAUGGUGGAGCCCUUAUUAUUAUUAUUUUUUUUUUUUUCUCUUUGUUGUUUUCGUGGUUUUGCGAAAAGAGGUGGGGGAUAAUGCGGUGCACUCUGUCGCAAACUGCGACGGAUUCACUAUUUAAAAAACAAUGAGGAGAGAGAAAAUCCGAAAAAAAAAAAGAACAUCUCUAAUCAUCACGUCAACCGCGAAUAUCGAUAGCGUAAUAUCCAGGAUGUAAGGAAAAAAGGGAUAGGUUUGUGUGUGUGUGUGUGUGUGUGUGUGUAUUUGUUCGUUAAUAUUUUUUUUCUCCCUAUCUGCGAAAGAUAAAAGUGAGCGCGUUUGUUGUGUAUGUAGCUUAGAAUUGAGUAGCCAUUUAAAUUGUUGGCUGCAUAUUGUUGAUAUCACAUCCCCCCACCCCCAUAUAAUAGCUUGAUUUUUUUUUCUUUUUCAUUUUCUCUCCCUGAUAUUCUUCUGAUUAAUUUCUAGGGGAGGUUGUUGUCGGGGUAGUACGUACAGUACCUUAUAUUAUUUUCCAAACGAUAUGAAGAAAAUUCCUCGCAAUUGGAUGGAAUUAUUUCUUUUUUGAAUUGAAGCUUCUUUCAUUUUUCUUUUUGCUCGCUGUGUCCAGAAGUCGAUAUAGAUGAGGCGAUCGCCAUUUUUUUUUCUAUCUUUUUAUUUUUAUUUUUUUUUUUUCCUCCUUUAAUUAUUUUUUUCUUCAUCGACAGCAAAAACAGAAACUGAGGGGAAAUACUGUCGUUCCCUCCUGAUGGUUCCCUUCGAAAUAUUAUUAUUAUUUCUCCUUUUGUCCUAAACACACAGCCAGACACACACCUUUACGGGGGGGACGUACUUUUGUUUGGGUUUUCAUUUUUUUUUAAAUUUUUUUUUGGCUUUCACGUCGCGUUUACUUUUGUCUUUCAUUCGCGCACUACAAAACCUUCCACCAAAAUUUGGUCAAGUCGCCCUCUCCGCCCUCUUUUCUUCUACUUUGGUUCUGGACCUCUUCUCAUUUCCUGCCCUCCCAAAAGCCCUCUUUAGGUCUAGCCAUAUAUAAUUCCAAUUUCGACGUGCCCCCCCCCCCUCCCUCCUCCCCUUUUCUUGCCAGGUGAUAUAUAGACAUAGCCUCCCCUCCCUCCCUUUUGUUUUGUUUUUUUUUUUUUUUUCGUUCAAGAGAGACUUACUUGCAACGCAACUACUACCAUCUAUUUCUACGACUCUCCCCCACCAAAACGAUUCCGACAUCAUCCAUUCGGAUGGCUAUUUAAACAGAAAAAAAAAGCGGGAAUUUCUGAAUUUUUCUUUCAAUUUUGUUUUGUUGUUCUCUCUAUUUGAAGAGAGAAGUACAACAACAAAAAAACAUUUUGGGGGGGAAACGAAGAAAAAAGUCCGUUUUGGGAUUUAGUUUAAAAGACAAGAGAUCACUUAUUAUUAUAUACAGAUUAUCUGGGUAUUCCCUUUUUUUUUUGUGUCUGGGACGGGUUUUUUUUUUUUUUCUUUCCUUUUCUUUCUUUUUUCUUUUUGAAGUCUUUCUCUCCCGUUGUUUGCUUGUUUUCUUCUCUGCCGGAAUCAAUAAAGAUACCCGGAAGAUGAUGCAAAAAAAAAAAAAAAAUAAAAUAUGUAAGGGAGGAGGUCUGUCGAAUGCGGGCAAAAUAUGAAGAAAAAAAAAAUGCAUGCCUAGAAAAUCUUAUCACUUUAAUCCGCCGCCGGAUGUUAAAUGAUGUGGCCUUGUUCGAUCGGAUUUAUAUUCGCGCCCUUAUUAUUAUUUUUUUUUUCUCUUCUGUUUCCACGAGAAAGUUUCUAGACCAUAAUGGAGGCCGGUGUGUGACGAAUUCUUUCCGACAAAAAUCGGGUAGAGGAGGAAAAAAAACGAAUAAAACCCAAAAGUUUUCUCCCAUUCUCUCUCGCUUAUUGUCUUUUUCGAGGCUGCUAAGUCAGCAGGGAGAAGAAGGGAAAAACAAAAAUGGAUAAUUAAAAAACGAUUAUUUUCUCUCGUCGGCUGAUGUUUAUUUCUGUCAUUUUCUCCCUCCGCGAUUCUCUUUCGACUGACUACUACUACACAACAACAUACUUUUUUUUUUUCUGUCUCUCCUCCCGGAAGCCUGUUAUCUAUAUCAUUGAAUGUAUACAUUUUUACACAAAAAAAAAACUGUGGUGGUGAAUUGAUUGCUGAGAUUUUUGUUCCACUUGUGUGUGUGCGUAUAAAAAUGGUUCAGAAAGCCAAAAAAAAAAAAAAAUAAAAAAAAAAUAAUACAAGAGCAUCUAAAAAUG
Messenger RNA from Daphnia magna, 5164 nucleotides. RefSeq names its product RNA polymerase II elongation factor ELL. Gene Ontology annotation, cellular component: transcription elongation factor complex. Bases 98 to 2452 code for a protein of 784 amino acids. NCBI's taxonomy places the organism in Eukaryota, Metazoa, Arthropoda, Branchiopoda, Diplostraca, Daphniidae. The transcript is spliced from 8 exons. The record is from RefSeq and is a predicted model, not a curated record. Gene Ontology annotation, biological process: transcription elongation by RNA polymerase II; snRNA transcription by RNA polymerase II; positive regulation of transcription elongation by RNA polymerase II. Gene Ontology annotation, molecular function: cis-regulatory region sequence-specific DNA binding.